Messenger RNA from Merops nubicus (carmine bee-eater), 1204 nucleotides. Its product is annotated as vasoactive intestinal polypeptide receptor-like. Gene Ontology annotation, molecular function: G protein-coupled peptide receptor activity; vasoactive intestinal polypeptide receptor activity; peptide hormone binding. The transcript is spliced from 11 exons. The record is from RefSeq and is a predicted model, not a curated record. Gene Ontology annotation, biological process: adenylate cyclase-modulating G protein-coupled receptor signaling pathway; cell surface receptor signaling pathway. Lineage: Eukaryota; Metazoa; Chordata; Aves; Coraciiformes; Meropidae. Bases 344 to 1177 code for a protein of 277 amino acids. Gene Ontology annotation, cellular component: plasma membrane.
UGCCAGAGAUUGGGAUGGUCUAACCUGCUGGCCCAGAGCCACUUUUGGGGAGGUGGUUCAAGUUCCCUGUCCAAGAUUUUUUGAAGAAAUCACAAAUAUCCAUGGCUUCCUUCAGAGAAACUGUACACAGGAGGCAUAUUGGUCAGAACCAUUCCCACCAUACACCGUUGCCUGUGGAUUUGAUGAAAACUCCAGUAAAGGACCUGAGGAUCAGAAAUCAUAUUAUUCUGCAUUUUGGCGUGUCUACACUGCUGGCUAUGCAGCAUCAGUGACUUCACUCAUUACAGCUCUAAUUGUCUUUGCUGCCUUCAGAAAAUUCCACUGUACACGGAAUUACAUCCACAUGCACCUCUUUGUCUCCUUUAUCCUGAGAGCCAUUGCUGUUUUCACCAAAGAUGCUGUUUUGUUUGCAGAUGAAACUAUGGACCACUGUCUCAUGUCAACGGUUGCUUGUAAGGCUGCUGUGGCAUUCUUCCAGUUCAGUAUUUUAGCCAACUUCUUCUGGCUUCUCAUAGAAGGGAUAUACCUACAAACACUGCUUCUGCUGACCUUUGUUUCAGACAAGCAGUAUGUAUGGUGGUUCAUAUUUACUGGCUGGGGAGCUCCCACUGCUGUGAUGUUUGUUUGGAUCAUCGCAAGAAUCCACCAACAAAAUACUGGGUGUUGGGAUGAUGAUGAAGAUGGAGUGGUGUUAUGGAUCAUCAAAGGCCCCAUUCUGCUAACUGUAUUAAUUAACUUUAUUAUAUUUAUUAAUGUGAUCAGAAUUCUAGUCCAUAAAUUGAGGUCUCAAGAGGGAGGAGGGAGCCAUUCAAGCCACUUUGUGAGACUUGCUAAAUCCACAUUACUCUUAAUCCCUCUCUUUGGAGUGCACUAUGUGGUCUUUGCAUUCUUCCCAGAAAGCACUGGUCUGGAAGCUCGCCUGUAUAUUGAGCUGGGCUUGGGUUCUUUUCAGGGUUUUGUUGUCGCUCUUCUCUAUUGCUUCUCAAAUGCAGAGGUUCAAAGUGAAUUGAAGAAGCAACUGUGCAAGUGGCAAUAUCAAGAAUAUCUGAACUUCAUACACAAACACAGGACUUUGUCCAGAGAAAACAGUCCAGUCAACUAUGUCACCCAGUUAUCACUGCUUGAAAAAAUCAGUCCAAAAAGGAAAACAUCUCUGAAUGGUGUAACUUCUGUCUGAGCUUUCCUAGCAGAACGAGUUGCUGGG